ACAUUUGAACAGGAAGAAACAGAGCAGAAAGAGACGACUCUGUCAAAGUUGAAAUUCUGUAAUCUUCAUCAUCUUCCUUAAUCGUAUCCAUGGAUGCUUCAGCUCUUCAAAUCAUUCAACCUCCAAGAAUCCCCAUAAAGGCAGUUGAAACAAGACCUGAUAGAUCAAAACUCUUCUCCAGAAAGCUAUGGAGAUACAUCUUCUACCUCCAUCUAUUCCUAAUCUUCGUUCUAACGGCUGUCCUAACCACCCGAGGCUUCCUCCUUUUAUCUCCCCGAAACCGCCGUUUCAGUCCACGAAACUUCCUUCUCCCGUUAUUCUCCGCCGCCAUCUUCUCAGCAAUCCUAAGUUUUCUAUGGCCGUUAUUAACUCAACACUCACCUUCAAAAGCCAUGAAAACUGCUUUUUGGCUAAGUCCUUUACUAACUUGCGCGGUCGGAAUCCUCCUCGUUUAUAACCAAUCCGCUGCAGCCAUCGGGCCGGCCAUUUUUGCUAUCGUUUUCGCUAUCUCGAUAUCGCUCUACACUUGUUGGGUUAGCCAACGGUUCAAUCAUUCUGUUAGAGUCAUAUCGGUUUCAACUGCAUUUCCUCCCAAGAGAACUUCCGCCCUUACCGGAGCUAUGAUCGUCGUGGCAACUUUUUACUCGGCUUUCAUUGUUAUCGGGAUCGGGGGAGCUACUUCGGGUGGAACCGUCGUGGAAAAGGUCUUAAUCUUUGUGCUCAUUCUAAGCAUGAAGUGGACAAUGCACGUUAUCAAGAACACGAUAACCGUAGUGGUAUCGAGGAUUCGAUACGAGAACUUCGCGGGCGGGGAGGAUCUCGAUACGGGGAUGGUUUUCAAGGAGGUUGUGGAUCAAUCCCUGAGCGGGGUUUUCAUCGGGUCGGCGGUUUUGCCUAUCCUCGGAGUGUUUCGGGGAUUCGCGAGGGGAGUCGACUUGGCGUCGGGAGAGACAGACGAGUUCAUGUUCUCGUGUACUAGUUGCUUCUCCGGGUUGGCUUCUAGGGUUAUAACGAUAGGGAAUCGGUGGGGUUUCGUUUAUGUCGGGGUUUAUGAUAAAGGGUUCGUGCAGGCUUCGACGGAUACUUGGGAGUUGUUUAGACGGGUCAGGUUGGAGUCAGUUAUCAACUCGGAUCUCACCAGCUCGUUUUGCUUCCUCUGUGGUGUAGCUGGAGGAGCGGCCUCCUCGUUGGUCGCAGGAAUAUGGUCCCUUGUUGGUCAUAAUAAGGGACACGUAACCGAAGAAUCAAUCUACGCGUUCCUAAUAGGCUAUUUUAUUUGUCGGAUUGGAAUGGCGUGGCCACAAGCAUGCGUUUUGGCCUACCAUGUUGCAUAUGCGGAGAAUCCAGAUAGCCACAGGUUUGACUCAACCAUCCCAGACCGUAUACAAGAACUACAUAGACAACAAGUCCAAUCAUCUCAGAGAACUCAGUCAGUUGAGUCAAUUGAAUUUUAGAAGUUGCAUAUCAUUAUACAACAAUUUUUCCACAGAUUUUGUUUCAGCUGUAAAUAUAUAUGUAUGUAAAUUGCAAGAGGAAGAGAUGCAAAAGAGAAAAAUGACUUGCCACAUAUUAGAAGAGUUACAUUGUGAAAGAUAGAUUACCAAAAUAUGUAUUAAAGGGCAUAUAUAUAUACACAUAUAUGCAAAAGCUUUCUCAAAAUGGCUAAAUAUAUAAAUUAUUUAGCCAAGGAUUUUCAGCUUCAAGUUUACUUCAGAUCAUUUGAAGAACUUGAUUUAAAUUUUUGAGUCGUGUCUCCACCUUUGAAAUGUAUGUUUGUAUCCUAUUUUGAUUAAAUCGUG
Impatiens glandulifera is the source of this 1799-nucleotide messenger RNA. Its product is annotated as protein PNS1-like. Lineage: Eukaryota; Viridiplantae; Streptophyta; Magnoliopsida; Ericales; Balsaminaceae. Gene Ontology annotation, cellular component: membrane. Gene Ontology annotation, biological process: transmembrane transport. The record is from RefSeq and is a predicted model, not a curated record. Bases 90 to 1454 code for a protein of 454 amino acids. The transcript has 3 exons. Gene Ontology annotation, molecular function: transmembrane transporter activity.